Messenger RNA from Phymastichus coffea, 369 nucleotides. RefSeq names its product probable salivary secreted peptide. The record is from RefSeq and is a predicted model, not a curated record. Bases 1 to 369 code for a protein of 122 amino acids. Lineage: Eukaryota; Metazoa; Arthropoda; Insecta; Hymenoptera; Eulophidae. The transcript has a single exon.
AUGUUCUAUCAACGUAUUAUCCUCGUUGUCGUCUUCUCGGUCAGUGUAUGUCCAGCAUUAACAAGUUUACCAAGGCCUAAAAAUGUAAUCAUUGGAUCUCGUCAAUACGGCGAUCUUUUAACCCAUCGUGAAAUCAUUCGGAAGGACUCCAAGUGGUUGCAAGUCAUCGAAGUUCACAAAACCUUCACCACUGAUCACGGUGAAAAAAUCACUCAAGUCCGUUUGAUAGAUCAGAAUCAGGAUGGUCAAGGUGCCAUUGCUACAGUAACAGUCGGUGGACCUGGUUUUACUUUUGUCACUGUUCACUUCCAAAGCACGCGUGGAAAGAGUAUCGAAUUUAUUGCUGAAAUCUACGGAAUAGUUAAAUGA